This is a messenger RNA of Mesorhabditis spiculigera, 1011 nucleotides long. The record is from the annotation of a GenBank genome assembly. NCBI's taxonomy places the organism in Eukaryota, Metazoa, Nematoda, Chromadorea, Rhabditida, Rhabditidae.
AUGGACUACAACGACUUCCAACACUUGAUCCAAUUGGCUCCCCACGUCCUCGUCGGCCUCUCCUUUUUGGCCUCGGUGUUCCCCUACAUCGACAAGCACUACCGGUCGGUGGCCCAGCAAACGGCCCACUCGCUGUUGGCCCUGUUCUACCUCGUGUGCCCGCGAUGCUUCUUGGCGACUACGGUGACGGGCAACUUCAAUCCGCUGCACAUCUACCUGCAGAACUUUGUCGCUGCCACCCACAUUGGUAUUGCUUACUACACGCGUGCUACCGUCCGAACUGGAGCUCGUGAGGAGCAAGGAAUCACCUUUGCCCGUGCCAUCGCCGCCUUCUUCUCCCUGUUCACGAAGCUGUUCGUCGCCUGGCACGUCACCGAGAAGGGAUCCCGCGGAUUGGGAAUUUCGGAUUGGUUCGUGAUCUGCGCCGCGCUAUCUGACGGAGUCUGGCUUCUGACGGAGAUCAUCAGAUUUAUUCUGAACCAGCGCUCGUUCAAGGAUGAGGUCGAUGAGAUGUGCAAGAGGACGACGUUAUGGCUUGAGGGUCGCGGCUCGUUCUACGCUGAAAACGCCUUCUACGCCGACUCGGCCGUCUCGUUCCUGAUGGCGUUGAUGCACUUCGCGUUCCCCAACCAUAUCUUGAAGCUGAUCAUCAAGCCCGACAGCACGUUCGACUCCCAUCACAUCAUGUGGUGUCGGCUUUUCGGUGUUUUGUCGUUGGUUCCGGCCAUAAUUUCGCUACACGCUCGUCACUUUGCUCCCCAGGCUCAGAUUCCGUACCUUGCUAGCCGAGUUGCUACGCAAUUGACCAUCUUCUGCCUGAACAUCUGGGGCCACUGGGUGCUCGGACUGUACGGCCCCAACCACAUCUCUGGCUUCAUGAUCUCCGGAUUCUACACGUCGUUCUUGAUCUCUUCGUAUUUCCGUCUGAAGCGUCUUUACAACGAUGCUGAUGCCCCGAACCGCACCACCGUCACCGCGCGUAUCGUCAAGACCGACGAGGUCAAAACCGAC